Neohortaea acidophila is the source of this 951-nucleotide messenger RNA. Its product is annotated as S-adenosyl-L-methionine-dependent methyltransferase. Lineage: Eukaryota; Fungi; Ascomycota; Dothideomycetes; Mycosphaerellales; Teratosphaeriaceae. Gene Ontology annotation, molecular function: S-adenosylmethionine-dependent methyltransferase activity. The transcript has a single exon. The record is from RefSeq and is a predicted model, not a curated record. The coding region runs from base 1 to 951 and encodes 316 amino acids.
AUGGCGUCUCGGGGUGGAGGCACGAAGUGGAACCGCGAAAUCAGUACGUCGUACUUCAAAGACGAGGACUUCUGGACAAAGUAUCUUCGGGGCCGGCCUCCUCUUGUCGACGGCAUCCUCGACAGCAUCCUCGCCUACCAUACCGAGCAUGCCGGGCAGUUUGGCACGCUGCACGAGCCUGGAGCAGGAGGCGCCGUGCAUUCGGCGAGGAUCUCGCAACGCUUUGAGCGCGCGAUUGUCACCGACCCGUCGGCGGAAAACAUCAAGGUGGCGCGCGGGCGCCUGCCCGAGGCCAAGUAUGAAUUCCAGGUGUCCACAUUGGAGGAGACUGGGACGAGCAUCCCUGCUGCAUCCGUGGACAUGGUGUUUGCGGCGACGAUGCUGCACUUCUGCGAUGUGCCGCGCGCAUUUGAAGCGGUGGCGCAUCAGUUGAAGCCCGGCGGGACGUUCGUGGCGCUGUGUCUCGGAGUGUACGUGCUGGAGGAUGCGGCGGCGCAAGAGGCAAUGGAGGCCUUUUUCCAUACCGUAAUACGUGGAAUGAUACGGAAAGUGGGAGAGGGCUUGAUGGAGCGGUCGAAGACGAUGUUCUAUGCCUACGACGACCUCGUCUUUCCCGAAGCCAGCUUCGACCAGCGCACCCAAGGCAUCUUUUGGAACUGGAACGAUGACCCGAGCGAGAACUGGUAUAGAUUUUCGGUGCCGCCCGAGUACCGAGCAAGGCAGCCACCGCUCGCGCGCGUAGGGACGCAGGCACAAGUGCUGCGGAAAGUGGAUGAGAGUUUGGCCUUCGAGAAAGACAUGGCCGGGCUAAUGGAGCACAUCAAUACCUUCCCGUGGGACCAGGAAGAUGAAGCGCAGAAGCAGGCCUUGCAGAGAUUGGAGGCGCUCGUCGGUGAUGGUACGGUCAAGGGCCACUGGCUUGCGAGUGUUAUUAUGGCCACACGGAAGUAG